This is a messenger RNA of Canariomyces notabilis, 2547 nucleotides long. RefSeq lists its product as uncharacterized. Gene Ontology annotation, cellular component: ribosome; mitochondrial large ribosomal subunit. The record is from RefSeq and is a predicted model, not a curated record. Lineage: Eukaryota; Fungi; Ascomycota; Sordariomycetes; Sordariales; Chaetomiaceae. Gene Ontology annotation, biological process: translation; regulation of signal transduction. Gene Ontology annotation, molecular function: protein phosphatase inhibitor activity; structural constituent of ribosome. The transcript is spliced from 4 exons. Bases 160 to 2265 code for a protein of 701 amino acids.
CUUCAACAACAGUAAAUCACUCCACCACUCCUCCUACAUAAGUUUCCUCUCAAUCAAACUCGCAGCUGUGUGGUCCAACAAACUGCUGAAAACCAUCCCUACAUCGCCAGAGAAAUCCGCUGCCACCAAACAAACAAACAGGCUAUAGCGGCACGAGAAAUGGCGAGCGCUACGGAGACAUCGCCGACACAUACCCCGCCGGGCCCGAACGCCCCGCGCCCAAAGGGCAUUCUUAAAAACUCGUACCGCGGCUCUCCUUCGAUAUCACCCAUCGACAGCCAUGAUCCUGUCCAUCAUGUUGCGUCGCCCGACCACCUGACACCGAAAGAAGCCAAGGAGCUGACAAUCAUAAACACGCAAUACAACGCCGGGCACCGGCGCUCGUCGUCAGCCGCCGGCUCGCGGCCCGGGGGAUCUCGCCGACAAAGCUCCCUCACUCCCAGCCGGCGGGGAAGCCAGCAGGGCGACGAUUCCGAGGAGCAAGGCCAGCGGCUCAAGUGGGACGAGGCCAACCUGUACCUCACCGAGCAGGAGCGCAGCAGCACCAUGAAGAUCAACGAGCCCAAGACACCCUACGCAAAGCACUACGACCCGGCCGAGGACCCGUCCGAAGACGAGGACGGCGCAGAAGACAUGCCCGAGCCCAUCGAGCCGGAUAACAUCGACAUGGACCGGGUCGACGGCGUCCCCCGCCCCAACCGCCAACAACGGCAGCGGCCGCAGGGCGACGACGAGAUCCCGCGCCUGUCGCUGGGCGAGCCCGAGGAGGAGGUGCCGGACUACGAGUUCAACACUAGCACGGGCAGCAAACGCCCCCGCGCAGUGCAUGUCGACAGCAACGGGAGCGGACACGACACGGAUACCGACGAGUACUUGGUGGGCAUGAGCGCCGAGGAGCGGGAGAAGCAUCGGCGGUUUGAGGAGAUGCGUAAGAAGCAUUAUGAGAUGAAGAAUGUGGCUGCGCUGCUGGGGCAUCCGGAGCAGCUUGAGGAGGAUGAGGAUGAGGAGGAUGAGGAUGGGGAGAUUGGAGGCCAGGGGAAUGAUAGGAACGACGGCGGCGUCCCCCCAGUCCCGCCUUUGCCGAGGCAGACUAACGGCUCGUCUCACACUCGCAAAUCAUACCAGAUGCGCCUUGUAUGGCUGAAUGGGCCAGCCCCAAGGGCUGCUGCCAACUCUUGCCUAACAUUCGGCACCGUGUUGCGGCCCACGACGACGACAAGCAUCGAAGAACGAUUCUCCCACAUCCGAGUCGACUCCCAGGCCGCCAAUGCAGCUGUACGAGGCAGACGCUAUGCCUCAGUCAAGUCGCAGGGCGCCUACAAGUUGAAGAAUAAAAAGACCAUUCCCAAAAAACUGGGCGCGAAGAAAACUGGCGACCAGUAUGUUAUUCCUGGGAACAUCAUCUACAAGCAGCGUGGCACAAUAUGGCACCCGGGCGACAACACCAUCAUGGGCCGCGACCACACCAUUCACGCUGCUGUCGCCGGCUAUGUCAAGUACUACCGAGACCCCAACCGCCACCCCGACCGCCAGUACAUUGGUGUUGUCUUCAACCGCGACGAUAAGCUGCCUUAUCCGCCGGGCACACCUCGGCGACGCAAGCUCAACCUCGCCGCUGUCCCUCGGAAGGAUGAGGCGCCAACCGGCGAGACCAUGUCACCCAGUGGAAUCCCUCUAGCGGUCACACGACAUGAUCCAAUCCCGGAACCCGAGCCCAAACUCAACACCACGGCGAAGGCUCAGCCGGAAACCAAUGAGUCCGCCCCGCCAUCUGAACAGCCCGUCGCGCUAACCGACGGCAACUCCGUCAUCCUCCGCCUAAUCCAGGAAAAGCUCCAAGCCCGGGCAAAGCGCGAGGCCAAGGAGGAGGCUAAACGGCUCCUGAAAGAGCGACAGCUCAAAGAGCGCAUGGCAACGCGCGUUCUGCGCCUGCAGAGCAACUACAGCUACCGCGAGACCAACUGGGACAUUGGCCGGCUUGUCGGCGACGCCGGCACCCUGAUCGGCACCGAGGAGACGGGCGAGUCAAGAAAGGCCAAGUUCCGGCUGCGGAAGAGGAAACGCAGGGUCUAUUUCAAACACAUCAAGAGUCGGAGAGAGGCAAGGGCAGCACGCCGCCGGGAGCACAGGAGACGGGUCCAGGCAAAGAGGGAACGGUUGCUCUUGGAGAGGGCGGAGGCUGCGGCGAAGGAACAGGCGGAGAAGAAUGCUGCUGCUGCUGCUGCUGCGGGGGGGACGACGGAUCAGGGCAAGGUCGAGGCCUGAUCUUUCUGCGUUGGAGCAUACUCUCCGUCGCUGGUUCGUCAGGCACGGCCAUUGGGCCUGUACAAUGAGCCUGAGGAUUAGCUGGACGGGUCUAGAGAUGUUUUGAGAUGUACAAUAUUGUCGUGAAAUAGAUACUGUUGACAUUAUUCUCUUGCCUUGCUACCUGAGCCAGUUGCAAUCGAUUGGGUUUACGGCGUCCUUGGCCAGACACCGUCAAUUCAGGGAGAGAACGGUGGGAACAAGGGCAUCGGUCGUGUCACUUAAGAUGGCCGACUCAAACUC